Lingula anatina is the source of this 2478-nucleotide messenger RNA. Its product is annotated as metabotropic glycine receptor-like. Gene Ontology annotation, cellular component: membrane. Lineage: Eukaryota; Metazoa; Brachiopoda; Lingulata; Lingulida; Lingulidae. Gene Ontology annotation, biological process: G protein-coupled receptor signaling pathway. Gene Ontology annotation, molecular function: G protein-coupled receptor activity. The record is from RefSeq and is a predicted model, not a curated record.
UUUCAGACAUUGAUGACUGUGCUGAGAAGCCCUGUAAAAAUGAUGCUACAUGUAUUGACUUGGUGGCCUCAUAUAGAUGCAUAUGCCUGCCAGGGUUUACUGGGAAAGACUGUGAAACGAAUAUAGACGACUGCUAUUCAGAUCCAUGUGUCAAUGAUGGAAACUGUACUGAUCUGGUUCUGGAUUACACAUGCACUUGUCCAUCAGGGUAUACUGGGAAAAACUGUGAAACUGACAUUGAUGACUGUGCUGAGAAGCCCUGUAAAAAUGAUGCUUCAUGCACUGACUUGGUGGCCUCAUAUAGAUGCAUAUGUCUGCCAGGUUUUACUGGGAAAGACUGUGAAACGAAUAUAGACGACUGCAAUUCAGAUCCAUGUGUCAAUGAUGGAAACUGUACUGAUCUGGUUCUGGAUUACACAUGCACUUGUCCAGCAGGGUAUACAGGGAAAAACUGUGAAACUGACAUUGAUGACUGUGCUGAGAAGCCCUGCAAAAAUGAUGCUACAUGUAUUGACUUGGUGGCCUCAUAUAGAUGCAUAUGUCUGCCAGGUUUUACUGGGAAAGACUGUGAAACGAAUAUAGAUGACUGCAAUUCAGAUCCAUGUGUCAAUGAUGGAAACUGUACUGAUCUGGUUCUGGAUUACACAUGCACUUGUCCAGCAGGGUAUACAGGGAAAAACUGUGAAACUGACAUUGAUGACUGUGCUGAGAAGCCCUGUAAAAAUGAUGCUACAUGUAUUGACUUGGUGGCCUCAUAUAGAUGCAUAUGUCUGCCAGGUUUUAGUGGGAAAGACUGUGAAAUGAGUGUGAAUAGACUUACUGAAAUUCAGAUUAGGGGUGUUGUUGCGAUCCACAUCGACUUGCAACGCCAUGAUAUCAACCAGUGCACCGCACAUGGGGAUUUCUUUAGUGGAACUAACCGAUGUCAACCGGAAACCACCAAGUGCAUUCCUAUCCCCGGGCGGGGGUUUAGUGUGGGAGCGUACAAGUGCCAAUGUAAGAAGGGAUACUACUUCCCCAACAUUACUGCCAACGUCUCCUAUUUUGACGGGCUGGAAAUGGAGAGAGUUUACUUCAGUGACCUUCAAAAAAACAAGAACUCCAGCUUUAGUGAGGAGUUCCAGUGUCUUCCAUGCAAGAGAGGUUGUGACCAAUGCGUUGACGACAGUCCCUGUCUUGUAGAAUAUGACUUCCGGUUGAUGAGAGGCAUUCCGCUGGGAAUACAGAGCUUCUGUAUGACGAUUGUUCUUAUAAUUGGCAUUGUUAUUAUUCGCAUACGAAAGAAGAAGGCCAUUAAAGUAAGCAUGUGGAUCAUGUUGGAAAUCAUCUUGUUUGGAGCCCUACUUAUGUACACUUCGGUGGUUGUUCAAUACUUUGAGCCUACGACUCUGACCUGUAUAUUGGUCCCGUGGUUUAGAGAAGUAGGAUUUGCUAUAGUAUUUGGGGCACUUAUUUUGAAAAUUUACAGGUUUCUUGCAGAGUUUCAGACGCGGAGGGCCAGACGAGUCCAUAUACGAGACAAAGACUUACUUAAGUACCUUUUAGGGCUGGUGAUAAUUGUAUUAGGGUAUAUGUGCGCGUGGACUGCGGCUAAUUUCCAGCAUGAGCACGACGGCAGCUCUCUGACGGAAAUGGGGAUGAUUGCUGAAGGAACACAGUUCGUCGUCUGCAAAUCGCAUUGGUGGGAUUAUAUUAUUGAAGUCGCGGAGUUUCUAUUCCUAUGUUGUGGAAUCUACCUCUGCUACUGUAUACGUAGUGCACCAUCACUGUUUGCAGAGACCAGAUACAUCUCCUGGGCCAUUUAUAACGAAACCGUCAUCUCAGCCAUACUACAUGUAGCCAGACACUUUUUGUUAACGAUCCUGCAUCCUGACUAUAUGUUCCUCAUGUACUUCCUCCGCUGCCAUCUAACGGUGUCCGUGACUCUGGUGCUGGUCUUCGGGCCAAAGCUUUGGUACACUCAUCGACCACCUAAGACGGACUUCAGGGGCAGGGCGUUCUCAGACGUCGAUGAAAUCACCAAGCUCCGAAUGGGUCUGACUCUUAACGGAGAGGUGACGGACAUGAACAUUGCAGAGAUGGAUCCAGAAGAGAUAAAGGGAGAAUUAAAGAGACUUUACACCCAGCUGCAAAUCUUUAAAACAAAAUCUAUGCGAAAAGACAAUCCUCAUAUAUCGAAGCGCAGAGGCGGAAGAAAGCCGACUCAUAGACGUUUUUCUUUGCAACCUUUCGCACACCAUCACAAACAUUCUCGACAUCGUGAUCACGAGCACGAGUAUGAAAUGUCAAGGACACCGGAAGAAUCUACGAACAGUGCCGAAGGAAUCACGAUUAUAGUCGAAGACACCACAAACGGUGAACACGACGAAGCACAAUCCACGUCUCACCAAGCACAAUGUCUUCAAAAGGAAUCUUCUCCUGGUCCCACUGUAACAUUCAAACCAGGAACCAAGAGGUGUUGAGGAUGAUUUAAAACAU